Molecule: messenger RNA, 1476 nt
Organism: Mytilus californianus (California mussel)
Lineage: Eukaryota; Metazoa; Mollusca; Bivalvia; Mytilida; Mytilidae
Product: alkaline phosphatase, tissue-nonspecific isozyme-like
Exons: 10
Coding region: 121-1476 (451 amino acids)
Biological process (GO): dephosphorylation
Molecular function (GO): alkaline phosphatase activity
Source: RefSeq, a predicted model, not a curated record
AACAGUCAGUACACGGGAAAUGGCGAAACUCCAUUGUAUUGGAGGAAUCGAGCAAAAUCUGACUUAGACAAUGCUAUCAAGAACCAACCAAUUAUUGGGAAAGCAAAAAAUACCAUAAUCAUGCUAGGAGAUGGGAUGAGCAUGACGACUGUUACCUCAGCACGAAUCCUCAAAGGUCAACUAAAUGGUAAAACUGGAGAGGAGACUAUACUUAGCUGGGAAACAUUUCCAAAUCUAGCGUUGUCUAAGACCUACAACCAAGAUUACACAACACCAGAUUCUGCCGGAACAGGUACAGCCUUCAUGUCAGGAGUUAAGACAAACAAAGGUGUGAUUGGUGUAGAUGCUAGUGUACAUAGAGGUCACUGUAAUCCCUCACCAGCACACGAACUUAGCACCAUUCUGGACUGGUCAUUGGCGGAAGGAAAGUCUGUCGGUAUAGUGACCACAGCAAGAAUCACACAUGCUACCCCUUCGUCUGCUUACGCCCAUGUUGCUGAUAGGGGAUGGGAGGGAGAUCACUACACACAGCACGUAGUUGGUGGAUGUAAAGAUAUAGCCCUUCAAUUGGUAGAAGAUAAUCCAAAUAUACAGGUUUUGAUGGGAGGUGGACGUCGUUUUUUCUUACCAUAUACUGCUCAAGACCCAGAAUCUGGUUCUAACACACAUUACGGACGCAGAGAUGGGCGAGAUUUAAUUAAGGAAUGGGAAAAUGACAAAACAGCAAGAAACAUGUCUCACAAAUACGUAUGGAAUUCCAAACAGUUUCAUCAGACGAACUUUAGUCAACUCGAUUACUUUUUAGGUCUUUUUGACAGUAGUAGUAUGGCUUAUGAACUAGAUCGUUUUGAUACACAUUAUGAAGUUGCUGGUGAACCGUCCCUGGCAGAAAUGACCGAAGCAGCUAUUACCAUUCUACAGAAAAAUCCUAAAGGGUUCUUCUUAUUGGUUGAAGGUGGUAAGAUAGAUCUAGCUCAUCAUGGCAAUCAUGCUGUUAAGGCAUUACAUGAAACCCUGGCGUUCAAUGAUGCUGUUGCAAAAAUGGAUAGUAUGACAAACGAUAGAGACACGUUGGCCGUAGUCACAGCUGACCAUUCACACACUAUGGUACUUGCAGGAUAUCCUGCCAGAGGAAAUGAUAUUUUGGGUUUGAUAAAAAACAGUGCGGGCAAACUCGAACUUGCAAAAGACCACAAACCAUUGACAUCCUUAAUCUAUGGUACUGGUCCAGGGGCGUGGUCAGGAAUCAGACCUGACUUGACCGGAGUGAAUACAGAUGAUAAGGAGUAUGUUUCGGAAUCAGCCAUUCCUUUGAACCCAUCUACACAUGCGGGAGAAGAUGUUGUAAUUUAUGCAAAAGGACCUAUGUCACAUUUGUUUCACACUACACAUGAGCAGAAUUAUAUACCACACGUUUUAGCAUUUGCGUCAUGUGUAGGGGAAUAUAAAAACAGUUGUGUAGACCAUAUGCCAUAA